Messenger RNA from Wyeomyia smithii (pitcher-plant mosquito), 12357 nucleotides. RefSeq names its product RNA-binding protein fusilli (gene fus). Gene Ontology annotation, molecular function: RNA binding. Gene Ontology annotation, cellular component: ribonucleoprotein complex. Lineage: Eukaryota; Metazoa; Arthropoda; Insecta; Diptera; Culicidae. The record is from RefSeq and is a predicted model, not a curated record. Bases 270 to 2450 code for a protein of 726 amino acids. The transcript is spliced from 9 exons.
GGAAGUCUUAGAUCAUCGUAAUUGAACGAUUGUUGAUCCGUCGAAGAUUUGUUUUUAGUGUGGUCGUUUCCGGAAUUCCCAUCAAUCUGUCUCGCGGUCGAUGCAGAAUGCAGUUUAAUGGAGAUUGAUAUGCUGAUGUGAACGCAUUAAGUUUUCCACUCGAUUUUUGAAAAGUGCAAACAGACAGACAAAUAAACAAACGACGGAGUUGGGCUAAAACGAUCAGAAUCAGGCAUUCAGGGUCGGAGUGAGCGAAGCAGGGAUUGUUUAUGAUCGUGCGUGCGUUUAAUGUUUGCUCUCUCACUUCGGAUCGUUCGCUUCGUAUGCGUUCGAGUGUCAUCGAAAAUGAACUUACGACAAAUCCCGAGAGUGGAUUCUACACUAAAGAAGCCAGUGAUAUGGUCACAAUAAUCCAGCAUAUGAUAUCAUUAGGUCAUAAAUUCGAGGCAAACGAAGUAAUAAAUUUAAGUUUAGAACCUGGAAUAUGCUCAAUUGACGAUGAAAUCGAUGGCACGUGUAUAGUGCGUGCGCGUGGUUUGCCCUGGCAGAGCAGCGAUCAGGAUAUCGCUCGGUUCUUCCGGGGGUUGAACGUGGCGAAAGGUGGCGUAGCGCUCUGCUUAUCGCCCCAGGGACGCCGUAACGGCGAAGCUUUGGUACGGUUCGUUUCGCAGGAGCACCGUGACAUGGCGCUAAAACGACACAAGCAUCACAUCGGCAAUCGGUACAUUGAGGUGUAUCGAGCAUCCGGCGAGGACUUUUUGGCUGUGGCCGGAGGUGCAUCAAAUGAAGCUCAAGCUUUUCUCUCCAAGGGAGCUCAAGUCAUCAUCCGUAUGCGAGGUCUCCCAUACGAUUGUACUGCAAAGCAGGUGUUGGACUUUUUCGCCAGCGGUGACAACAACUGCUCCGUACUGGAUGGUUCCGAUGGAAUACUGUUUGUGAAGAAGCCCGAUGGCCGGGCGACCGGCGAUGCGUUCGUGCUAUUCGCCCAGGAAUCGGACGCUUCGAAAGCUCUCUCGAAGCACCGUGAAUCGAUCGGGCAGCGCUACAUCGAGCUGUUCCGAUCGACCACGGCGGAGGUUCAGCAGGUACUGAACCGUUCAAUGGACCCGAAGACCUACGAGCCACCACAGCCACCAUUAAUAGCAGCACUGCCACCGGUGCACAUGCCUCUUCUGCCACAGCACGUCAUCACCAGCGGUACCGCAAAGGAUUGCAUUCGGCUCCGAGGUUUGCCCUUUGAGGCUAAGGUGGAACACAUUCUACAUUUUCUGGAAGACUUUGCGAAGCACAUAGUCUACCAGGGAGUGCAUCUGGUGUACAACGCACAGGGUUCAUUCAAUGGGGAGGCCUUCAUCCAGAUGGACUCGGAAGCGGCCGCUUUCCAGUCGGCCCUGCAAAAACACCACAAAAACAUGAUGUUCGGCAAGAAGCAGCGCUACAUCGAAGUGUUUCAGUGUUCCGGCGACGACAUGAAUAUGGUCCUGAACGGAGGAUUCCAGCAGCCGUCGAGUAUUUCGAAACCGCCGCUACUGUCACCCGGUAUGUUACCACCUGCGCAACAACCACCAACACAAAACCCACAAACACUAGCGUUGUCACAGCUUCCGUUGAGUGUUCCUCCUCCCUUAACCCUAUCGAUUCCUCCACCCAAUCCCCAGCUGAUAGCACAACAGCAAGCCCACUUUAUAGCACAGCAGAGCUUGAUGGCUCGACAAGCAGCAGCUGCUGCUGCCGCAGCUCAACAGCAGGAACAAUUCUUCCUGCAUAACCUAGCUGUCUAUCCAACGCAUUCCACGGUCGCCUCUAAUAAUUCGGCUAUGUCUCAAACACCGCCUGCGUACGCGACUGCAAACAGUCCCCAGGCUCAGAGUGGUCUUCACAUGACCCAUGGCCACGCACCUACAGCUGUUCCAGGUAUGAGCCAGGCUGCGGCAGCUCAUUAUGCCUCAGCCGCAUAUCCCUCGGCUGGUGGCCAAUAUCCACAGUUUGUAUUCAUGCCCCGUCAUAUGAUCAAUCCGGGUGGAUUCCCAAUGGGAUUUGUACCACCGGGGUUGAGUUCAUUGCACUUUCCGGGGGCGGCAACCGCAAAUUCUGCUGGGGCAGCUGCUGCCGGUCUCUCACAAUCCCCUUUCGCCGGUUCGGCCGGACUUCACCAUCCCGGUACACUGGGGCACCUUUCAGCCCAAUCGCAGCCACAGCAGCCGCAGUCACAGCAUCAUGCAGCCGCUCUGACGGCUAAUGCUGCUGCAGUCGCUCAAAGUGCGGCCAAUCCUUUGCUUCAAUCCAGCAUCAAACGCUCUUACGACAAUGCCUUUCGUGGCGAACAGUCCCCACUAGCGGCGACAGCCGGUUCUAAGCGUCCAUUCCACGGUGGCAAUCAGGCAGCCGCCGCUGCGGCAGCUUCAGCGGCUGCUGCUCUUUAUGCCCCCUACUACCAUCCACAUAUGUGAGAAGUUUACUGCAUUAUUAAUUAAUCAUGUUGGCUAUAUGAAUAAUCAUCGUGAACCACUUUUAGUACAUGGAUACUAAAAGCAUUACCAUUUUUUUAUGCUUAAAUUAUGAAUUCUAUAAAGUUUACUCGUAGUUGUAAUUCUUAACUAAUAACGAAAUUACAUUCCAUCCACUGCUAGUAACCAACGGCAGCUACAUUAUCCAAUUUAGAACACCAAGUGGAUUCAAAAAAAAAAACAUGAUCGCGCAAGACUCUCUUCAAAUCGAUAGACGCUACUAAACGUACUUAUAAGAGAUGAUUCAUAUAUAAAGUUGAUGCAUUAUUUUAUUACUAUUUUUAUAAUCAUAUAUUUUUGUAAUCAUAAUUACUACAUUGUCAUUGCGGUACUUAUAGGCGAUAAAAGUUGUGCUAACCAAUGCUUCCCCUUGCCCGAAACACCCCUCAAUCAAAUUGUUCUCAACCUUCCCUUUUCCGAAGUUUCCCGCUAAUCGAUCUUUCGGAUUAACCCUCAUCUUGGGACGGAGAUGCAGCUCCUCCUAUAAUAUUGUUACAUGUGAAGACUGACAUCAUGGCCGAAAAUGAAAAACAGAAAAUACCUCUUUCCCCCACUCUCGCUCACCCAUAUACACCCACACCCACACAUGAAUACGUUAACUGCUGCUAUGUAAAGACAAUUUGCUCUGAAUUGAUCUGUCUACUGGUCCAGUUCUAUUGUUCUAUUGUCACAACACAGGGGGUGUCGGGAAUGUUGUUAUUAUUGUUAAGGCAAACGGAGCUAUACUAAAGUUCAUUGUGAAUGAAUUGUGCCGGACGAGUGAUUUACUCAUACACACACUUAUACACACCCAUGUGACAACUGACAGCUUAAAUUCACUGAUAUUUUUUUCUGCAAUGUUAGACUUAGUAUUCCUAGCCGGAAAUUAGUUAGAGCGUAAAACGAUAGAUAUUUAACUGCAUAAGAGGAGGAUACCUGUGGAGUAAUAUUUUAGCGGCCAAUUGUAUCCCCUACUACCAACAUUCACCUUAAUACCGGUAGUUGAGCAUCAGUCAGUAACGGAGCUAUAUAGGACUAUAAAAUGCGCAUUAUGUUAACAUUCCUUCGAAAAAUUGUUCAUUAGACUUUGUGGUUUGACAUUCAUUGUUUUUUUAGUACAAUUAACACAUUCCAGAAGGGGAACACCGCUAGGUGUGCCCUUAGUAAACACUACUACAGGCGGCAUAUAAUACACACAGGAUAUCGUUACAUGUACCGUAUGUAAAGGAAAGUUUAUCGAUCCCUAGUUUUCAUUGAAUCAUAUAGCAUAAAGUUUCAAAUCAAUAGCGUACUCCAAAAUAUUUAUUUUUCUGUCCUCAAACCAUUUCGAUGCCAGCUUUCAUGUUUACUUUGGAUCUGUUUAGAGUUGCACUUCAAGAUGGCCAGAAAAACUUCUCAAGAUGGCCACUGAAACAUGAUUCAUGAUGGCCAAUUAUUAGUUUUCGGACACAAAAUAAUACCAACUUCGAUAAUAAAACCUUACAAUCGCCGAAAUAACAACUAAAUACAAUGUUUAUAUACCACAAAAUGACAGCGGCGGCUGUAUACACAGCAAAAUAGUGUUAGUCAUAUUUGAGUGGUUAAACUUGUUUGUGCUUUUGGCUGAGGGGGUGGAUAAACUUUUUUUUCACAUACUGUACACAUUAAUACGCGAAAUCACACUUCACUAACACAUUCCGUGCAGCACUGACGUGAUCGUGAUCAACAAAACAAUCCGCUUUUUGUUCUAGAACAAUCGUGUUCCGUAUAGGAUCUGUUAUCGUUAGUUGACCUGCAACGCUGUAAUGGUAUCUAGGGCUUUAACUGUGAGGCGCAUCUGUCGAACACCAAAAUCGCAGCUGUUUUAUUUCCGUACUAUAACACAAACACACUCAUAAAAAAAUAUCAUAAACAUUCCAAGAGCACGCGCGCUGUAUUAGUGUGAUGUUCGACCGGUGCGCUGCGCACUCGAUUGAUUGAUUGAUAAUGGCGGAAAGGGUAAACAAAGUGAGUUACCUUAAGAAUUGUGCCAAGACAGAACGGGAAAACUGCGAAACGACUGGUGGUUUAUGGGCUUUUUUAGUUCGUUUCAUUGUAAUUGUAAAAUUUCGGUAACCCGGUUUUCUUCCGUUGGAAAAGGGUAAUUGUUUUUUGUUUCGAUGUUCAAACUGCUGUUUCACAUUCAUUUUAAGCUGGAUAUAAUUCUGUGGUCUGCUAAGCUUUGUACAAAAUUUGAUUCUUUCGUUUUCAAGUUUAACCUUUCUGUCUUGUGGCUACUGAGGUGUGUUUUGUUUUAAGGUGAUACCCCGAUCACUGUAAGAGAGGUUUGCGAAAGCGAAAAUUAUACACUAUAAGUUGUUUGUGAAUGUUGGUUGUUUUUAUUUUUACAUUUUCUGCUCAGCUCAAUAGAAUAUUUUUUUAAUUAAAUGUGUCUGUGUAAGCGUACAAUGUAUCAAGUAGAUAUAAUAUUUUUCCUUAUUUUCAUAUUUCCUUCUAGUAUAAGCAAAAGAUAAAACAGAAGACAAUUCCCAAUUUAAUAUAAUUAAUAUUAAAAUAACAAACAAAUAACAACGUGGUUACAGUUUUAUUUACCAUUUCACACUUACUCUGUCAUCUAUUGCAUCACACCAUUUGUUUCUAGUGGUCGCGGGCAGCGUAGAUUUCUGCUGGUUUACGCAAUCUAAUGUUUGAGCUCAGCUGUGUGCGUUUGUUUGUUAUGUUUUAUCUAAUUAUUUUAUAUAGAUAGUGUCAAAUAUGUUUCAAAUGUCCAAAAUAGUCAGAAAUAUCAAAAUAUCGAAAACAAAUUGAAAGCUGUCAAACUUAAAACAUUCGAAAUUGUUGAAUAUAUCAAAAAUGUCAAAAGUUUAAAGCCAGCAGGGUCAAAAAAGGACAAUUAUGUCAAAGAUUACAAAAAAAGUAAAAAAUAGUAAAUUGUAAAGACUGUCAAAAAUAAUAUAUGCCAAAACAGUCUAAAUCGACAUUAACAAAAUCGUCUAAAAUGACAGAAAUGUCAAAUAUUCCAAAAAUCUGACCAUUUGACUCACUUUCUUAUGGUGUUUGAUUAUAUUGCAAAAUUUUUCAAUUGAAAAACAUUCUUGGAUUGACAGUUAGCUUUUAACUUUUGGAACAUUUAUUUUUGAUACCUAUUUUAUCUAAAACAAUCAUCGCAUACAGACAGCUCAAACACUACCAAAAUAAAUGGUUCUUCGCACACCCACUACCCGCAGGGGUGUCCCGGCAGCCCAUUCAAGCGGUCCGAUCCUUCUGCUAUUUCUGUUUCUUCUACUUCUCCUCUUGCCGCUUUUGCAAAGUACCUACACACCCCUAGGGGGAUUAUUGCCUACUACUCAGCCAUUCGCCGCACUGUCCAUCAUCUACUACUAGAAAUGGUUUCCGGUCGCGGGAUCCCGCUCUCCAACGUCUGUUUCGCGUGCUGUUGUCAUACUGUGGUGGUUACUCGACUAGCUACUGUUGUCCGCGUUCGUAGCACUUGUUUGCUCUGGUACGAGGUAGAUCGCCGUCCUUCGUGCCACUAAUCGAUUUUUCCGUACAUACUGCUGCCACUUUUUUCUAUCCAAAGUAACCUUCAAACUUUCACCAAAAGUUAAAAUUGAAAUUUCUAACUUUAGUGCAAGUAAAAAAUAAAAACAGGACAAAGUAAAGCCUCAUCUAAAACCAAUUAGCUGCCAUCGCCUAUCUGUUUAUGUGUCGCUAGCUAGCAAAUCAAUCAAACUACAACAAUGGUGAACAGUGUGUGGUGUGGGAGUUUAUUUUACCAACGGAUUCGAAGCAUUUCAAUUAACGGUGUACCGAUGGUGUGUGGUGCUCGCGCGCUGGACAUAAACAAAUAGUGGGUCAACCAAACAAACAAAAAAAAAUCCUUAUGUAUCAUCCCUUAUACAUCGUGGUGUACAAGUACUAUUAUAAUAUACAUUUACAAGUUGAUGGAUAUCUGUGUGCGUGUUAUUGCCAAUGCCAAACUGCAAAGUAUCAUGUCUAAAAAAAACAAAACUCAAGCGGAAGGAUUACUACCACUACCACUACCACAUCGCAGCGUGUUUUCUGGCAGAGUAUAUUUGGUGGUUUAUGGGCAAAUUCCUCUAUCUUAUCAUGCAAUGGUAACAUAAUAUUAUAUAUAAUUUGCAUCUACGGUGAGUGUUUUUUAUUUACUUAUUUUUACUCGUUUUUUUUUGUAACUGUAAACUAUUCUUUAAGUUUUCCAUAUUUUUAGUUUCUCUAUUUACUCUAUCUCCUGUUUCGUUUUCUCUAUCUGUUCUCAGUGUCGAUACUAAUGUUGUUGUUUGUCCACAUUCUAACCUCAAGUCACAACGCUUAUUGCCUUGUUUUCCUCUCUCUCUCUCACUGUUCCACACAACUGUGCUGCGCUGCUCCGGCUGAGCCCCCAUGCUUAGCACAAGCGAACUCCCACUUUCCGGGUAAUUUUUGUACUAUCGGUAGCUGUAGUCUGACGGGCGAUUGUUAUAAUUUCAUACAUGUGGGUAAUGGUCGUAUUUGAUUGAUACACGGUUGACAGUCCGGGCCGCAAAAUUACAACUUAGUAAUUCAUGUAAUUUGUCUUGCAUACGCUUACUUUUUAAUUUCUGUAUCUCUGCAAAACAACAAGACGCCAGCGCAAUCCUGUACUUGGAUUGCAAUUAAUCAAGGGUUCCUUUUAAUGCUCCAAAUAGGUUUAACACAAGUGACAGCAUGAGAUUUAGCUAAGCGUGUAUGGUAGUAUGUUGAAAAUAUGGCAUUUCAGUGUUGUAACAAAACUAUAAGGGGCUUCGAAUGAAAGGGGGCGAUUCUGUAGGUUGUUGGAUCAUAAUAUGUCGUAUCGUAAGCUGAUUUUUCAUCGGGGCAUGCAUUUUGUUAAGUAUCAAUAUGGCUUAGUUUUGUAAUCUUCGUGUACUUAACGGUAAACAACCGACAUAAAAACCUUACUCCUAAUAUUAUCAUUAUUAAUAACAGCAAAUAUAGUAUUGACAGUAGGGUCAUUAGUAUGAUAAACUUUUCAUCGUCACCUUCUUGUUCAAUUUCUGGCUACUAGAACGUUUCUGAGCCGAAAUAAUCUCUGAAGGGCGCAGACUUGAUUUUGUGAAGAUUUCUCUGGUGGAUAAACCAAUCAAAUGAUUGGGUUGAUUUUCAGAGGUCGAAUAAAACAAAUUUAAUCUAUCGAUUAGUCGGUCAAUGUCAAGCGUAUGUACGAUAGCUUACGACCGGUUACCAGACUUCAAGAUCAGUCGAUCACACCGACGAGAUUCAACUUAGUCGAGAGAACAGUCGGGAGAAAUUUCAUGAGUAUGGCAUUCUCCAAAUUUUCACCCACUUUUCCUCAGAAUAAGUAGAAUUUCGUCAGUGAGAUCGACCAAACUUGGAACCUGCUAAUUGGCCAUUUGUUGCACAGACGCUUAUGGAAGCUUAACGAGGCAUUUGACUGACUAAUCUGUUGAUCAAACGACACCUACUGAAUUUGACUAAAUCCAAAUAUCUUAAAAUAACAAUAUAGUUCACUCUCGAAUUUUCCAUAUAUUUCCGUGGAGACAGACAGGGAACACCCCCUCUCGUGGUGAAAAAGGUAACUAAACUCAUUGCACAGUGGUACAGUAAGGCAAUUUAGGCGGACAUGAGCUUUUCGUUGCGAUUUUGGUUUGCGGUUUAAAGCCAUAGUUUUUGUAAAAAGUUGUUCCUUAUACAUAGUCCUCUAUUUAUGUGCAAAUGAAAAUUAGGGUGGUCCUAAAAUCAACGAAAUAAAAACAAACUAACUUGUUUUUAUUUGCAUAAAUAAUUGUAAACAUUCUUUGGCAAACUUGUAGAUCAACUAAUUCUAAGUAACUUUGUAAAAAACCUUUUCGUAGACAUUAAAUUUGGUUUCCAAAAACAGUCUUUUCGCUUUAAUUUUUCAAUUCAAAUUUAAAAACAAAGUUUUCUUCGGUAACUUUAAUCAAAAAUACGCCAAUUUUGACGAAAAAACAUUGUCGAUAUAUUGUACAGAUGAAGAGUUUUCACUAUUUCUAUUUUAAAAAUAGGCCCUUUUAAAAUAUUGAUGUCUCCGUUUAGGGCAAACAUAAAUAAUAUUUUUUGGUAUCAUUUGAAAGAACAAAUAUUGUAAAAAUAUUGUGAAGAAAUACCGAAAGUUGCUUAAAAUUAGUUGAUCUACAACUGUGCCGAUGAAUUUAUACAUUUAUUUCUGCGAAUAAAAAAGUUAGUUUUUUUUUAUUUAGUCGAUUUCAGGACCACCCUAAUUUUUAUUUGCACAUAAAAAAUAGACUAAAUAUAAGAAACAAGUUCUUAGAAAAAAAAAUUUACUCUAAAACCACAAAAUCGCAUCGAAAAACUCAUGUCCGCCUACAUUGCCUUACUGUAUCACUGUGCAUUGUUGUUGAAUUUCUGUGAGCGAGUGUCAUUCUCACACACGAAACUGAAUUUACUCAAUUUUAGAUUUAGUUUACUCAAUUUCAUACUCUCACAGAAAAAAAUAUGUUGUAGAUUUCGUGCGUAUAUUGUUUGUAUGUAAAACUAACGCCAUUUCGGGAGUUAAAUAUUGAUAAUAUAAUAGAUGUAGCUUAUCGAGGCAUGAAGAAGAAAUAUUCAAAUAAUCAGGCCACGACGUGUAAAUGGUAAACUAAUCCCAAGUUGCUAUAGACGUGGUUCCCUGUGUAACUUCACUAGCUCAGAUCACGGGAUAGCAACUACGAAAUGUGCGGCCGUCAAGCUCAAGCUCAAUAAUCAGGCCACGAAGUGUACAAUUAAAUGAAUGUUUCAAUUAUCUCGUGGAAAAGAUAAAAGGGGAAACCGCACAAUGGUUGUCAAUAGUCGUAUAUGGUUGUUGUGCAACUUUUAGCUCAGAUAACACUUGAAUGUUCUAUCAAUUUAACAAUUUAAGUAUGGAUACAUAUAAUGUUGUAAUUGGUUUAAAAGCUUUAUUAUAUUAUAUAUAAAAGAUAUUCAACAAAACAAACAUAAUUAGUGAUAACAACUGUUAUGCAAAAACUAUUAUUUAAUGUUUAGUUUUCUCCGUUUUGAAAGUAUUUUUUGUUUUUUUUAUCCCUCCGAAUUUUUUGCUUUCGAGUUCUAUUCAUCACUUGCUUUUUGUGUUUAAUUUAAUAAUUCUCAACAUUCCAAAUUCAUUGAUUUCUUGCGGUUUUAUCGGAAUGACAACAACCUCGACUUUUGCCUUUAGUACAUCACCUCUAUUCCGGAAACACUCAUAUUGGGAGGUAUUCAGUUAUUUUCGUUGUUUUCCAGAAACUGAAAGUGGUCAUCUUCGAAUUCAAGAUGGUGUCCAGGGUCAAUGCUUGGCUUCUAUACAAUAUUUCUAUUACGGAAAUAUUCAUAUGCAGUAGUAUUCGGCUGUUUCCCAGAAGUUGUCAUCUUACAAUUCAAAAUGGUGUCUGAGCCCAUAAUACCCAUAAUGAGUGUUAUUUGGUCUUUUGCCACUGUUGUUUAGGAACCGGAAGUCACCAUAUUGGAUUUCAAAACGGCAUUUGGAGACAAUUUCUGGCCUCUGAGCAUCAUUCUGGUUAAAGAAACGCCCAUAUUUGGUUGUUUUUGGGUCAUUUUCGGCAGUUUUCCAGUCACCAAAAGUCGCCAUUUUACAACUCACAACUCUGUCCGAGGUCGAUUUGUGGUUUCAGUGCAUCAUCACGAUUUCGGAAAUACCCAUAUUGGGUAGUAUUUGGUCAUAUCUCACUGUUUCUCAGAAACCGAAAGUCGCCAUCUUGGAUUUCAAAAUGGUAUUUAGAGACAAUUUAUGGCCUCUGAGCGUCAUUCUGGUUGAAAAAAAAAAACACCCAUAUUAGGUGGUAUUUGGUCAUUUUCAGCAGUUUUCCAGUCACCGAAGGUCGCCAUUUUACAACUCAAAAUAUUGUCGGAGGUCGACAAACGUACAAACCUUGGAACACCACCCAUGGAUUGCCUCAUACAUAGGCGAACUUUAUUAUUAUAAAAUAUUCGGCCGAGUCCACUUCACAAUGAAAUGUGCAUUUUUUUCAGUGUACCCAUUAGGGUAAUAUUAUUGUCAAAAGUUACUCUUUUUCGCAUGUCGUGUAGAACAAAAUCAGAAAGGUGACUAACGCUUCUGUCAUUUUCAAUUUGUCUUCAUAAUUUCACGUAAGUGAACUAUAUUGGUACUUAAGAUAUUUGCUAAAUCGGUCGAUCGAUUGGUAUAUUCACCAGUGAACAACCAACUUCAUCUGUAGAUUUACAGAUGAACGAAAUCAGUUUCGUUGGAAUACUAGUCGGAUGAUUAGCUGAACCCGAUGGAGUGUGUUUACUGCAAUUUUUGUCAGCUGUCAAAUGUCGAUAGGAUGUGUUUCUUUUUUCCCGAUAAUUUAAGACAAGUUUCCACAAAGCGUGAAGACAUUGAAAAAUAUGACGUGACUUUUGCUUAAAACCGGAUUAAAUUCUGUCCGGAUUUUCCAAAUUGUAUGAAAAACAUACUACAAUUAACUAUCAAUUCGAAGUAUUAUUAGUUUUUGAAGACCCAACCGGUUCUACUAAAAAAUUGCAAGCAAGAAGGUUAAAAACCUAUUGUAGUCUAGAAACAGGUUUCACAAUGAAGGAAAACUCAUUCUCUAUGUGUUUUGCAAUUAUGUCAUCUUCCACAGUGGAACUGAGAUGUCAGAUAUAAAAAAAUAGUUUGAAAACAAAAUCUGCUCAAAAUUCGAAAGUUUUAAAAUCAUUGCACCAGUUUUUACAGCAGUUUGUUUUCCUCAAUCACUUCGUACAAUACACCAGUACGCGUCGGAACAUUUAUCUUUAUCGCAUACAGACGGAACUUGAACCCGCAAUCUCCCUGUCUUAACUACUACUGGGACGGUGAUACUGCGGUCGAAAAAAAUCUCGAUUUUGCAUGUCAACAUGUUUGAUGCUUUGCAUUUCCCCGAAGUUUCUGUGAAUGAUCUUUUCCCAAAGUUUCAUGAGAAUCGGUUGAAAUAUCGAUUUUUGGUAGCACUUUGAAUGUGGCUAUAUAAGGCAAUUUCGAUGAUUUUUAUGUUUGAAAAUCACAGUUUUUAGCUUAACUUCAAAAACCUGUAACUCCCUCAAUUUUAAUUUUGAUUUAACAAGUUUCAUUUUGAAGAGAAAUUUAUGUACUUUUUUGUUCAAAACUUGCCAAAAAUGCAACCGAUAUCUCAAUCGAGGUACAACAUAUUGCAGGGAAGUCAAAAAAGCAUGUUUUUCCAAACUCAUUUCUACCGCAUAAUCUUGUAAAACAGCGCGGAACGAUCGGAUGAUCAAUAGCCUAUGGGAAAAUUAUUGUACUUUUUAGAUUUUUGGGUCCAGUUUUGCACAUCGUUGCUCAUAAAAGCUAUGAAAACGUAUGGUGGUCAGUUGUAAAAUAUUCAGUUUCGCAUAUUUGAACAAAAUGAUUGACUGUAAAGCAUACACGAAGUUUUCAGAAGUUUCAAGCUUUUUUAUAUAAACUUGUAAACCGCUUUCAGUACUACAAGAUGUAUAAAAAGAGGAAAUGAAAAUGAGAAAAAAAAACACCGUCGUUAAAAUAAACUACCGUAUGAUCUCAUUUUUUUCCUUGAAAGACCUUUAAUUGGUCGUAGAAAGAUCUUAAAUUGGUCAAACGGCUGAAAAGCUUUAAAUUUUCAAAAUAAUGAAAAAGGGGAAUCGUACCAGUUAUGGCAAUAUUUGAAAAAAGUACCGGUUAUGGCCUAUGAAGUUUGAAUACGACCUCAUAGCUUUUCGAUGAAGAACAAAUAUACUAAUUUUAAGAAAGAUCGGAGCAAAAAGGAUUUGAUCAUGAAAAAGGCCUAACGGCACUUUAGGUGGGUAAAUUGUCAUUUUCAACAUUUUCUGCCAUCAAAAAUGAGUUCACUACGAAUAAUUUGUUUGUGCAACGUAAGAACUUCGACGACACUAAUAACGCGAAGCUAGACAAGAC